Symbiodinium sp. CCMP2456 is the source of this 270-nucleotide messenger RNA. NCBI's taxonomy places the organism in Eukaryota, Dinophyceae, Suessiales, Symbiodiniaceae. The record is from the annotation of a GenBank genome assembly.
AUGGAUGCAUUCAGCAAGAAGCUCUCGCAACCAGUUCUGUCCAGUUGGUCCUCCAAUGUCCAAGACAUGUUACGGGCAUCGGACGACCCGAAAGAUUUCCCCGACACAUCGGUUGCGAUGCUCCGCUCCAAGGGCGAGCGUUGCAUGGUGAUAUCAGUUUGCAGUGAGCUUGAUCCAAGAGGGCUGGGAGACCACCGUGUCCAAGAAACAGAACAACCUGGAGAAACAUGGGCGUGGUUGGGGCUCUCAUCCUCAGCAUCCUGUACUUAA